Molecule: messenger RNA, 825 nt
Organism: Camellia sinensis
Lineage: Eukaryota; Viridiplantae; Streptophyta; Magnoliopsida; Ericales; Theaceae
Source: RefSeq, a predicted model, not a curated record
UGAUAAAAUUGUUUAUUUAUUCCCUGAAACAAAUGUUGUGACUGGCAGGACAUGCUUCCAAUUUUAACGGAACUUCGUCAUGCAUUGGACAUGCAAGUAGCGCUUGAAAACCAUGUUGAGGAAGGAAACUUCUUUAAGAUCUUGAGAGAGUACAUGGAUUUACUUUUGGGGACAGUCUUGAUGAUAGUAAGAAAAGCAAGUGGCGUCACUUCAGAGCAAGGCUUAACAGGGCUUAUUUCAAUGCACCUGACGGAGACGAGCCUCUGGCUUUGGACAUGGGGAGUAUGGGAAAAAGUCAAGUAUGGAUUAAUGGUCAGAGCAUUGGAAGAUAUUGGACAGCGUUCGCAACUGGUAAUUGCAAUGGAUAUGGGGAGUAUGGGACAAGGUUUCUUUGCUUGAUCAAGCACAAGGCUGAUGCUUGGUGAAAAGAACAUGCUUGGUGAAAAGAACGAUCAAGCACAAGGCUGAUGCUUCAAAACCAUAUAUAUUCCUUCCUGUUUUCAUGGCAUCUUUAUUGUAUAGAAAAUAUUUGGUAGACUACUAAUUAUUUUUUUCGGUUGAUGUACAUGGAUAAAAAUUUUAAACAUAAUAACAAGUAUUUGUUAUGUCUUAAAUUUUUAUGCUAGAUGAAAUAUGUAGUUUGGAAUUAUUUGUGGAUGAAAACUUAUAAUAGUUGCUGAUUUUAAUUAAGCAGGUUCAGAAAUGGUUGAUCUAUGUAUUUUGUUGAAUGUUCAUGAUUCAAUUUAUUUGUUGGUUUGAAUGAUUUUUGCAAAUUACAGAUUAUAUUGAAUAGAUUGGAUGGAUUAUUAUAAAUUACAGGUUUAU